AUGGAGAUUGCAAAUCUCGCUCGAAGCAUCUACGGCCAAUUUGCACCCGAAGUGUCAUUUCUGGGGCAAAUCGGAGAAGUAAACGAAAGCAAAGAACCGCUUCAAAUACACGUCAUGAGUCGAGUACAAGGCAUUAGUCACUUCGAUUUUGUCCUGGCACACAACAGCCAGGUACCUGAGAACUCACCCAAAUUUUCUUCAUCGCUUCCACCCGGUAAUACAAAGUCUUUCGACUUACUACCGGCUAUUUUUUCUCUUCUCAUGGUGCUAAUCCACAGAGACUUUGGUGUUUGCAACUUUAUUGUGAAUGAAAUGACUUGCAAUUUAGUCGGGGUGGUGGAUUGGGCCGAAGCAGAGAUUGCACCAUUUGGCUUGAACCUAUACUCUCAUUAUCGACUAAUAAGUAAAAUCCAUCUCAAAAAUAGUUGGUCCCGUUAUGACGAUUAUGUCACUUUGGAGGUUAUUUUCUGGAGCACAUUCAUCGAAGAUACUGGAGGGUUGAGUAGCGACACAAUCAGAGCCAUCAAAGCAGCAAGAAAUGUAGGACUGCUACUAUCUCGUGGCUUUACGAGUCGUCUCGUGAAUAUACCGGAGCCAGUACCUAUUCAGGAUAAUAAAAACGGAGCAUAUAACAUGCGUGAUCUCGAUGGGCUGUUAAUUAAUCUAGUCACAAGAUUUACAGAUUUGGUAUAG
Messenger RNA from Penicillium manginii, 693 nucleotides. RefSeq lists its product as uncharacterized. The transcript is spliced from 2 exons. NCBI's taxonomy places the organism in Eukaryota, Fungi, Ascomycota, Eurotiomycetes, Eurotiales, Aspergillaceae. Bases 1 to 693 code for a protein of 230 amino acids. The record is from RefSeq and is a predicted model, not a curated record.